UUCCGCCUCUGACGUCAGUCUCCGAAUCCUUCCUCCGAGCGCCGUGAAGCGUUUAUAAUCUCCGGUGUAUAUGACUGCUGAAUACCGCCUCCUACACACAAACCGAGUUCCCUCAAAGUGUUUCCAGCAGGACACUGACGACCUCUGUAUAAAUUCACGGACCUAUCCUCCAAAGAGGCGUCUGUGUGUGUGUGUGUGUGUGUGAGUGUGUGUGUGAGAGUGUGUAUGUAUGGUGUUUGGGUGUGUGUAAAGUAAUGGACCAGCAAAGACAACGCACUCUUUCCACGUCAGGGGAAACACUGUACCAGGUUCUUGGGGUUACUAAGAAUGCUACACCAGAUGACAUCAAAAAGUGCUACAGGAAACUAGCUCUGAAGUUUCACCCAGACAAAAACCCUGAUAAUCCAGAAGCAGCUGAGAAGUUUAAGGAGAUAAACAACGCUAACGCCAUCCUGACUGAUUCCACUAAACGCAACAUCUAUGACCAGUACGGCUCCCUCGGUCUCUAUGUGGCUGAGCAGUUUGGAGAGGAGAAUGUUAACACAUACUUUGUGCUGUCCAGCUGGUGGGCCAAAGCGCUGUUCAUCUUCUGUGGCAUUGCGACGGGUUGCUACUGCUGCUGCUGUCUGUGCUGCUGCUGUAACUGCUGCUGUGGGAAGUGUAAACCACGACCUCCUAUGGAUACCGAUCCUGAGUUUUAUGUCUCGCCUGAAGACCUGGAGGCUCAGAUGAAAGCCGAUGAGAGAGGGCACUGAUUCUGUGGAAAAGAAUAAACGGCGAGCCCAUCAUCGUGCAGCCUUCCUCAGCUACAGAAAGCACUCAGCUGACAACAGAUGGUCACCACACCAGUUACCGCACGGACACUGGCCUCAACUAGACAACUCCACCACUUUCCCUCAAUUAGAACACCAGACCAGCAGAGGGAGCCAUCCUGCGUCCUCCAGCCCAGGGACUGCUGAGAGGGCUGAACGAGUGGACAGGUGUCCGUCCACCUCUGCUGUGAAAUGUCAAAGCUUUUAAAGUUCAGGCUUGUAUCUGCACAUGUAACAGAGCAAGGUUUUAUUUUUACUUUUAUUUUUUGCGAUUUGAAAAACCCAGCUUGUUUGACACUUUCUCAUGUCCCCCCACACAGUCCCUUCAUACAGCCCCCCCACACAGUCCCUCUAUACAGUCCCCCCACACAGUCCCUCUAUACAGUCCCCCACAAAGUCCCUCUAUACAGUCCCCCCACACAGCCCUGAUCAGUCAUGGUUUUUCAAUAUUUAUAGUAGUUUUUAAUAAUUAAUAUCCACAUUGUACUUGGACAACCAUAUAUACAAUUAUUAUAAUUGAUUAAUCUACAAUUGAAAGAUCUCUGAAAUUCAAAAGAUGAAUUAUUAAUACUUAUAAUUUUACAGACUUUAAUAUUUAGCAUCUUAGCUUUUUACAUAUUUUUUUUUUAACGCACAGCAAACAAAUAGCUUUGCAUGUGUACGGAAUAUAGAAAGGAUUAACAAAUUAUCCACAUUUUAAUUAGUCUUUAGUUGUUGUUAGUGUAGUGUAGUUUGUUUAAUCCACAAUUUUAGCAAAGAAAAGUGUACACUGCCUGGCUUCUAUGUAGCCUGCAUCUAUUCAACAUUAUUUUUUAAGCAGUUUCUAUUUGCUUUCCAAAUCCCACACAUAUUAGAUUCAAAUACUUUGUAAUUUGUCGGUAUUAUUGGUGUGUGUGUGUGUGUGUGUGUGUGUGUGUGUGUGUGUGUGUGUGUGUGUGUGUGUACUAGACACAACAAUAUGAAUAUCUGUCCGUUUUUCACGUUCUAAGAGCAUUGGCUGGUCCCCAUAAGGAUGUUGUGUCAAUUUAGGUGUAAAAAUAGGAUUUGUUAGCUGUGUUGUAAUUAUUUCAGUGAGUGGUAUCAUGAGGAUUUUGAGACUGUAUAGGGGUUUUAUAAGGGUGUACAGCCCUGUUAUGGGGGUUGGGGGAUGGUCCAACCCAAAAAACAGCAAAAUAUGACACACAGAGUUCAUUACAACCAAUGUAAACAAGCAAACUGUGUUUAAGUGUUGCUAACCUCCUGACCACUGAUUUGUUGUUAAGAUCAUUAAUUCAGAUUUUGCCAUUUUGGGCUUGGCCACUUGUAAAGGAACUGUUUCUUUCAUUAACAUUUACUAAUUACUUGUCUAAUUAACUGUUUAAGAACAGCAGUCAGUUAUUUUGUUGAUGUUUGUUUUUUUAUUUGUUUUUGUUUUUUGGUAGUAGGUGUAAUUGAAGCUGCAUGUUUAUUUUCCCAAAAGUCUUUAGGUCACAUGGGAAAGUGUGUAACGUGUCGAAAUACAUAACGUCUCAAAUGUCUUAUUUAUCAUAUUAGCUGGUCGUUUCCUCAUAGUACAAAGACAUACUGUAUGUUUGAACCCGACAUAACUGAACUGUGCAAGACGCAUAGGAGGAAUACAGUUGUGUAAUCGCAAAGAUUAUUUGUACAGGGGAGUUGUACAUUGGAAUUGGAUUAUGUAGGAUCAGAUGUAUGCAGGUAUAAUGUGUAAACAGUAAUAUCAUUACGUAACAUAAUCCUGUGGAAAGUAAUCAUGACUCAGCUUCUGUGGUCUGUGCUCUCUCUCUCUCUCUCUCUCUCUCUCUCUCUCUCUCUCUCUCUCGUGUUGUUCCUUCCUCACUGACCUCCAAGGACAAGUAUCAUUUAGAAAAAUUUCGGUAGAAAUAUAUUACAGUUGCAUUAAUGAUAAUGUCGAAUUGUAAUGUAUGAUUUAGUUUUAUGAAUGUAUGGGAAAAGAGCUGAUGUGGCUGUUUUGUUUGUUUUUGUUUUUCACACAAUGUAAGGAAAGUUUUCCUGAAAUCUAUUUUCUAAAUCUAAUGAUGAAACUAGAACUAGAUGACCUGUAUUGGAAGAAUUACUCAUCCGUGUAUGGAGUGUUUGUGUAACUUAAAACCUAUUUUGUGUAGUUCAUUUUAUAAUUUAAAUGUAGCUUAGCAUUUUAAUUGUGUGUACAUAUCAUACACUGUUGUCUAGCUUAGUCAUGGUCUUAUAUGCCAAUAAAAGAAUUGUAACGCCAAAUUCAGUCACAUUUUAACAGCGAUUCCGAAUAUGAAAUCACUGACUACAAAGUGAUCACAACCAUUUGGAUAAAUUACCUGAGGACACUUUUCUGUUCCAUUUGUAUGGUGUUCAUUACUCUUUAUCUCGAUGAUGAACCUGUGUGUGUGUGUGUGUGUGUGUGUGUGUGUGUGUGUGUGUGUGUGUGUGUAAGCACUAUCAAAAGAAAAGUGAGCAAUCUUCUUCCAAAUUAUUUAGACAUGCUAAAGAUUUAGAGACAAUGUGAUAUAUAAUUUAUUUUCGUAUGCUUUUAAAAACUAGUUUCAGUGAUGUGUGUAUGGCUGUGGCCAUUCAGCUAAAAACGCUGACUUGUUUUGUACUGUGUAGAUGUUAUCUGUUAAGUUGCGGGCCUGUCACUGUUGCAGGGAUACUGUGUGUGACAGAGAUGUGAUCUGUUCAUUUCCUGUUGUAAAAUAAAUGUUUCUGAACCUGAA
This is a messenger RNA of Silurus meridionalis, 3520 nucleotides long. It is a transcript of the gene dnajc5ab, whose product is annotated as DnaJ (Hsp40) homolog, subfamily C, member 5ab. The record is from RefSeq and is a predicted model, not a curated record. Lineage: Eukaryota; Metazoa; Chordata; Actinopteri; Siluriformes; Siluridae. Gene Ontology annotation, cellular component: membrane; intracellular membrane-bounded organelle; presynapse. The transcript is spliced from 6 exons. Gene Ontology annotation, biological process: regulation of synaptic vesicle cycle. The coding region runs from base 255 to 755 and encodes 166 amino acids.